AUGUCAGCAGCAGCAAUAAGGGUGAGCGUCUUGCAUACACGCCAACAACAACAUAAACGCGCCACAGCAUACACGCUCAUUAAGGAUAUGAAAUGGAUAUUGUUGGCGCUAAAAGUUUUGGCUGUAGUGCCAUUCUUCCAGGUUGUACAGCCGUACAAGAUUGCAUUGCCGAAAAAGCAGAGCUUCGCGUCACUUUAUCCUACGCUCCUGCGUCUUUUCUGCUUUAUUGGCACAUUGCUGUACUUGUUUAUGAUCUUCUCGCCCUUCGCCAAAAUCAGCAUUUUCAUCUACAGUGAAAUGGAUAAUGCGACCAUAGCGCUGGAACUGCUGCUCGGUCCACUGAGCAGCGUUAUUAUUUUGUGGAAGAGCGCGCAAAAGUCAAAGAAUUUCGUCAUAAUCAUCAAUCUGCUGCUCGGCGUGGACAAAGAGCUGCAACGGCAUGCACACGCGCCGAGAGCUUUGGAAAAUAAAUGCGCGCAUUUGGAGCGCUACAUGUGGUUGCCGCUGUUCCAUGUCGUCGCGAUAUGUCUUCUGCAAGGGCUGCAUAUGCGUAAAUGCACGUCGUCCAUCUACUGUGUGAGCAUGUACUUCUUCUACAUGGUACUUCACGCCAUUAUUAUCAGUUAUGUGAUAUGGGUGGCGACUUUGUUGCAUUUGCUGGCAGUGCGCUUUAGGUACUUGAACGACUUCAUCAAAAUAUAUACGACGCGGCAGGGCGCGCGCCUAAAGCGCACGGUUGACAUGACAUCGGCGCCCGAGACCUUCACAGCCGAUAUGCUGCUCAUCUAUCGCGAGUAUAAUAAUUUGCUGGCGAUUCACAAGAAGCUCAACGAUCUCGUGCACAUCACGCUGCUGGUUUUCAUAGCUUACUUCUCCUACUCCAGCACUUUGUCGAUGUAUCAAGUCUACCGGACUUUAACGAAACUGGAGGAUAUGAAUGUCAGAGGAAUACUUUGGUGCCUCAUCUAUCUUUGUGUCCAUGUGCCAAUCGUCGCAUUGCUGAUGCGUCGCAGUGACGUGGCAACGAAGGAGGCAAACGGAAUCUCGCGCGUAGUGGCGCGCAUCUACGGCAGGGGCACAGCGCAACAGCGUCUGAUCGAUAAGUUUCUUACCUUCAGCAUUAAACAGGAUGUCCAAUUCACUGCCUUUGAUUUCUUUCCAAUCAACAUGUCAACGCUUUUCAACAUAUGCUCAGCCAUAAUUGCUUACGUGGUUAUUCUAAUACAGUUCAAACAAUUAAAUGAAACGACAGCUGAGGCCUCAGCUUAA
Molecule: messenger RNA, 1269 nt
Organism: Bactrocera tryoni
Lineage: Eukaryota; Metazoa; Arthropoda; Insecta; Diptera; Tephritidae
Product: gustatory and pheromone receptor 32a-like
Exons: 4
Coding region: 1-1269 (422 amino acids)
Biological process (GO): sensory perception of taste
Cellular component (GO): axon; dendrite; membrane
Source: RefSeq, a predicted model, not a curated record